UUGAAUGAAAACCACAACUCCCGCCUCACAUCACAUCGUGAGCUAAAAUCCUGCGGUGCAUUGCUCACAGUUACUGAAGAGAUUGAACCCCCACCCAAGCAUUCACGAUGGGAGCAGGACUACUGGUGCUGCUGGCCCUGCUGCCCCUCGGCAUUCUGGGUAAACCGUGGGCGAAGGAUGGAGAAGACAAGAUGGCGGCGACGUCCCUGCGGAGAGUGAAGAGAGGAUGGGUUUGGAACCAGUUCUUUGUGUUGGAGGAGUACACCGGACUGGAGCCUCUGUACAUAGGCAAGCUACACUCAGACAUGGACAAAGGCGACGGCUCGAUACGCUACAUCCUGACAGGAGAGGGCGCUGGCUCCACCUUCACCAUAGAUGACAGCACGGGUGACAUCCACGCCAUCCAACGACUGGACCGCGAGUUCAAGUCCCAGUACGUGCUGCGUGCUCAGGCUCGCAGCAGGCUGACAGAGCGCCCUCUAGAGCCAGAGUCUGAGUUCAUAGUGAAGAUCCAGGACAUCAACGACAACGAGCCACGCUUUGUGGACGGACCAUACACCGCCAGUGUCCCCGAGAUGUCCAGGAUUGGUACGUCUGUGAUCCAGGUGACGGCCACAGACGCAGACGAUCCCACCUACGGGAACAGCGCUCGAGUCGUGUACAGCAUCUUAGAGGGACAGCCAUACUUCUCUGUCGACGCAAAGACUGGUGUGGUACGAGUGUCAUUGGCCGAUAUGGACCGAGAGACCAGGGAGAACUACACUGUGGUGAUCCAGGCCAAAGACAUGGGGGGACAGCUGGGGGGUCUCGCAGGGACCACCACCGUGAACAUCACCCUCAGCGACAUCAACGACAACCCUCCCAUGUUCGACCAGAGGCUGUACCAGAUGUCUGUGCCGGAGUCGGCUCCCCUGGGCACUGUUGUGGGCAGGAUCUGGGCCAGGGACCGGGACGUGGGAGUGAACGCCCACAUGACGUACUCCAUCGUCGAUGGAGACGGACGCGACACCUUCGACGUCAGCACUGACCCUACCAGUGUGUUUGGGGUCAUCACGGUCAAGAGGCCAUUGGACUUUGAGUCAAAGCGCAGCUACACUCUGAAGGUGGAGGGGGCGAACACAGAGAUGGGACCUGGACACCGCGGCCUUUUUACAGACGUCACUAUAGUUCACGUGAGCAUCGAGGACGCGGACGAGCCUCCUGUAUUCCAGCUCGAUUCAUACCUCCUGGAGAUACGCGAAGACGCAGAUGUCGGGACUGUGAUCAGGACUGUGCAAGCCAGAGACCCGGAUGCAGCCAACAACACAGUUAGGUACUCUAUCGACAAAGGCAGUGACCUGGAGAAGUACUUCUACAUUGAGCUGACCACAGGAGCUCUGAUGACCGUGAGGAGUCUGGACCGAGAAGAGAUCGGAUGGCACAACAUCACAGUACUCGCCAUGGAGAUGAAUAACCCAUCACAGAUCUCCAGUGUCUCUGUGGCCAUCAGAGUCCUGGACGUGAAUGACAACGCUCCCAAUUUAAGCCACUAUCUGGAGACCUACGUGUGUGAAAACGCCAAGGCUGGACAGCUGAUUCAGGCAGUAACAGCUCUGGACCCAGAUGACCCACAGGGAGGACAUCGAUUCCACUACAGUUUAUCUGCAGAAGCCCAGAACAACCCCAACUUCACCCUGCGAGACAACCAAGAUAAUUCAGCUUGGAUUUUGACGCGUCGUAGUGGUUGGGCUCUAAGGGACCAGACGGUGUUCUUUCUGCCCAUCUCAGUUUGGGACGGGGAGGAGCCUGUUAAGAGCAGCACCACCACUUUAACCAUCCGUGUGUGCAGCUGUGACCAUCAGGGGGCAGUUCUGUCCUGUAACGUGGAGGCCUACACUCUUCCCGCUAACCUGAGCCGCGGUGCACUCAUCGCUAUCCUCGCCUGCAUAUUUGUACUGCUGGUGCUGAUUCUCCUGAUGCUGUCUCUCCGCACUCACCGUAAGAAGCCGUAUCUCACUGACCAAGAGGAAAACGUCCACGAGAACAUUGUCCGCUACGAUGACGAAGGCGGCGGAGAAGAAGACACCGAGGCCUUCGAUAUCGCCGCCAUGUGGAACCCGCGGGAAGUGCACCCUCACACCAAACUGCGCCAAGACAUGCUCCCGGAAAUCCAGAGCCUAUCCCGGUACGUGCCACAGACCUGCGUCAUCGGACCUGCUUCCUCUGCAGACGGAAAUGUGCAAGGAUAUGUUUUGGCAAAGCUUAUAGAGGCAGAUUUGGACCCAUGUGCACCGCCGUAUGACUCGCUACAAACUUACGCGUACGAGGGAGAGGGAUCAGUGGCGGAGUCACUAAGUUCGCUGCAGUCAGGAGCGUCAAAUGCAGAUCACGAGUACGACUAUCUAAACGACUGGGGACCACGGUUUAAAAAGCUAGCAGAGAUGUAUGGAGUGCUGGAGCAAAACAGCUCCCCCAUUUGGUAA
Molecule: messenger RNA, 2462 nt
Organism: Periophthalmus magnuspinnatus
Lineage: Eukaryota; Metazoa; Chordata; Actinopteri; Gobiiformes; Gobiidae
Product: cadherin-20-like
Exons: 12
Coding region: 108-2462 (784 amino acids)
Biological process (GO): cell-cell junction assembly; homophilic cell-cell adhesion; calcium-dependent cell-cell adhesion
Cellular component (GO): plasma membrane; adherens junction; catenin complex
Molecular function (GO): calcium ion binding; cadherin binding
Source: RefSeq, a predicted model, not a curated record